AUGCAGAACAGGACUGAGAAGUUUGGAGCUCAGCUGCCUCUCUUUGCUCCAGCCAGCAGCUCUCAGCGAGGUCUGCUCAGGAAGAGCGCCACCUACCUGGCUAAGAUCGCUGUCGUCCUCCAAGACGCUCCAGCCAAGAUGCUCACUUUCACUCAGUUGAUGGACAGACUGGCACCAUUAAUCUCUGAAGACAGAAAAUCUGUUGAGAACAACAUCAGAGUCUGUUUAUCAAGCAACAAAUGUUUUGUCAAGAUUCCAGUGGUCCCAGAUUCUCUGGACAGUAAGAGAAACUACUGGAAACUGGACCACAGUCAGAUCACGGCAAAGAUGGUGCGUCAUCACUUCAAAGGCAUCCUGCAUCUCUUCCCUGAGCUGGCCUCCAAAGUGGAGACGGAGAACACCAGCAGACCAUCAGAGCGCUGCUCAGCUCUCCACUCUCCUGAACCUGCAGCCUGCAGAGCUGUUCAGGUCAAAUGUGAGGUGAAGUUCAGCAGUCCUUUCUCCAUUGAAUCCCUCCUGAAGAGAGACAGUCCCUCUGCUCGGGCCUCCAGAGCUUCUCCUCUGUGCAGAGUGCCGGUCAGAGCGGAGCAGCAGCCUCGCUCCACACACAGACCACAUGGGACAAAGAGGAGCUUCAGCUGGGACUCUGAGGAGCCUCUCCUCCUUCAAGCUUCAGCUGGAAGUUCCCCCAUCUGCUCAGCAGGGGGCAGCACACACCGUGGACUCACUGCUAAUGGAGCUGCUCAGCCCAUCAAGAGGAUGCAUGUGUGCUCUCAGUCUUCAUUCCCUGUCUGCACAAGAGCCAGUGCUGCUCCUUAUUUCACCAGCCCACACAGCAGUUACAUCACUUACUCUGUACCAGCAUUUACCCAUGAUCCUCUCUGUUUCUGGCUGUAA
Epinephelus moara (kelp grouper) is the source of this 897-nucleotide messenger RNA. Its product is annotated as forkhead box protein H1-like. The record is from RefSeq and is a predicted model, not a curated record. Gene Ontology annotation, biological process: regulation of DNA-templated transcription. Bases 1 to 897 code for a protein of 298 amino acids. NCBI's taxonomy places the organism in Eukaryota, Metazoa, Chordata, Actinopteri, Perciformes, Serranidae. The transcript is spliced from 3 exons. Gene Ontology annotation, molecular function: DNA-binding transcription factor activity; sequence-specific DNA binding.